This is a messenger RNA of Alnus glutinosa, 1499 nucleotides long. RefSeq names its product NAC domain-containing protein 73-like. The record is from RefSeq and is a predicted model, not a curated record. NCBI's taxonomy places the organism in Eukaryota, Viridiplantae, Streptophyta, Magnoliopsida, Fagales, Betulaceae. Gene Ontology annotation, cellular component: nucleus. Bases 280 to 1182 code for a protein of 300 amino acids. Gene Ontology annotation, molecular function: DNA-binding transcription factor activity; transcription cis-regulatory region binding. The transcript is spliced from 3 exons. Gene Ontology annotation, biological process: regulation of DNA-templated transcription.
UCUCUCUCUCUCUCUUCAAGUUGCUAUAUUUCUGAAAAUUUGAUUUUCAAUUUGAUUUUUUAGUUCUCUCUCUGUCUCUCUCUCAUAGAAAUUAAGACAAGGAGGGAAGGGAGGAUUGGAAAAGUAGAGGACUAAAAAGCGAGGUGGAAGAAUUUAAUUCCUUCCCAACCCUCAAGAAGAACAUGCAUGAGGGGAGCGAGGUAGCAAGCUUUAGAAGAGACAAGUUUGCUUUUCAUUCCUUUUAAAUAUUCCCAUCUCUCUCUAUUCUUAGGAUUUUGUAUGUUCGAACGUCGUCCAAGAAAGAAAGAUCCACUGUGGAAUGACCAAAAGAGGAACCUACACAAGGAAAUGACUCAUUGCGAUGACCAAAUAAUCAUUCCUGCAAAAUCCAAAGAUAAUCUUAUUCGAGCUUGUCCAUCAUGCGGUCAUCAGAUCAAAUGCCAAGAUAAGCAGACUGGACUUCAUGAUUUGCCGGGGCUACCUGCGGGUGUGAAGUUUGAUCCAACUGAUCAAGAAAUUCUUGAACAUUUGGAGGGGAAGGUGCAGUCUGAUGACUCUGAUGCUUGUGCUCACCCUCUCAUCGAUGAGUUCAUCCCUACAAUUCAAGGAGAGAAUGGAAUUUGUUACACCCACCCAGAGAAGUUGCCAGGAGUAAGCAAAGAUGGCUUGGUCCGCCACUUCUUUCACCGACCUUCCAAAGCGUACACGACCGGAACACGGAAAAGGAGAAAGGUGCACACGGACAUGGAAGGCGGUGAGACCCGGUGGCACAAAACAGGAAAGACUCGGCCAAUUUCCGCCGGCGGCAAGGUGAAAGGGUUCAAAAAGAUACUUGUGCUCUACACCAACUAUGGGAAGCAAAGAAAGCCUGAAAAGACAAAUUGGGUAAUGCACCAAUACCACAUCGGUAAUAAUGAAGAAGAGAAAGAUGGAGAGUUAGUGGUGUCAAAAGUUUUCUACCAAACACAACCGAGACAAUGCGGUUCCUUCAUUAAGGACUCACUUUCUUCAAAAUUGAAGGGACAAAAUGGGCAUGAGGGUGGUCUUAGAAACAAUGCACUUUUUGAGUACUAUAAUUCUUCUUUGAUAUCCUUUGAUCAGGGCAGCCAAAAUAGGGCAAGCAGCACUCCUCAGCUACUUUCUCAUUUUGCAGUCCAUGAUGGGUCUUCGUUUGUUUCUUGAAAGAAAGAUCAAGGGAGGACAAAAAGGUGGGGAAUAAGGAGGACGAUAUCAUGCAUGUAUAGCUAAAGAUUAGGCUAUAGUUCUCUCUCUCUCUCUCUCUCUCUCUCUCUAUUUGUCUGGUUUUUUAGAGUCUAGUUCAUGGUUUCUACAGGUCAGAAAAUGUACAUUCAAAGGGGCCGGGUAAUGUCCGCUUGAUGCCAGUGCUGACUUUAGUCGAAUGGAUUUUAACUUUGUCUUUGUUAUUUGAUGUGCACUUUUCUUAUAUGACUCCUUGUAAUGAUUAAAAUAAAAGUAUAAAAUUAUUGUACUUGUUAAUA